Molecule: messenger RNA, 1819 nt
Organism: Ruditapes philippinarum (Manila clam)
Lineage: Eukaryota; Metazoa; Mollusca; Bivalvia; Venerida; Veneridae
Source: RefSeq, a predicted model, not a curated record
AGGGAUUUCCCAUUACGUAAUAUCCGGAAGUCCGCCAUUUUGGAGGCUAGCCCGGAUGAUAAGAUCAGCUGAUACGCUACCUUGAACAUUUACAAAGGCUGUCAAAUUUUUAUUGUAAUCGGACAGAUAAAUGAUAACAGAAUGGUAUUGAAGUGUGCAAUUAUUGGUUGUUCAAAUAGGAAAGAUCGUGAAAAGGACUUGCAGUAUUAUAGAUUACCUGCUGUGAUAAAAAAUCAAGGAAUUGAAUGUGAAAAACUGAGUGAUGAUCGGCGAAGAGAAUGGCUAGCCAAUAUAAACCAGAACUUCAAGGAUAAAAAUAUUGACAAUAUACGAAUAUGUUCAGCGCAUUUUAUCAGUGGGAAAAGGGCAGAACUGUAUGACAGAAGUAAUCCAGAUUGGUGUCCCACUCAACGACUCCGCAUGGAAGGAAAUGUCCAAGAAAAUUCAUUAGGUACAACACCGAGUGUCAGUAGAUAUAACAGGGUUCAGGACAGGAAACGGAGAAAACUUGAACUAUUUGUUGAGACCAACCAUGAAUCUGAUAAUACUUCAUCAAGCACUUCAGUUGAGAAAACAACAAAUGUGUCAUCUCAGACUGAAGUUGACGGCACGCACCUCAAGGGUAUGGAUUGUGAAAUAAAUGCUCUUCGUCUAGAAAUAAAAACCUUAAAGGAAGAAAAAGAAAUGAAUGACAACAGGUAUUCUGAAAAAGACUUUGCCAAUAAUGAUGAAAAAGUAAAGAACUUUACUGGACUAUGUAAAUUUACUUUACUAAUGACUUUAUUUCAGUAUCUUGAGCCAUUCAUGCAGAGUUCAGAUGCUUUGGACAAGUUUAAGUGCCUUGUGCUUACACUUAUGAGACUUAGGUUAAAUUUAUCAGUACUGUUUUUGUCACAUGAAUUUAAGAUCUCCAAGUCUUCUGUGUCAAGGAUUUUUUCUAAUGUGACUGAUGUUAUGUAUCAGAGGAUGAAACCAUUUGUUCAUUGGCCUGACCGAGAAUCUCUGCAGAAGACAAUGCCUAUGCAAUUUAGGAAACAUUUUGGAAAAAAAUGUGCAGUCAUAAUUGAUUGCUUUGAAGUGUUUAUCGAGAGGCCUUCAAACUUAAAAGCACGUGCUGAAACAUGGUCGUCUUAUAAACACCACAAUACAGUUAAAUUUUUGAUCGGCAUUACACCCCAAGGGACCAUCUCUUUUAUCUCAAAAGCAUGGGGCGGUAGAGUAAGCGACAAAUACAUAACUGAACAUAGUGGGUUCCUGAAUAAACUUUUACCAGGGGAUUUAAUCUUAGCCGACAGGGGCUUUGAUAUUCGUGACAGUGUUGGCGCAAUGUGUGCCCAAGUCAACAUACCAGCCUUUACAAAGGGAAAAGAUCAACUUUCUCCAGCAGAUAUAGAAACAACCAGGAAGUUAGCAAAUGUGCGCAUUCAUGUUGAACGUGUUAUCGGGACAGUUCGCCAGAAAUAUACUAUAUUGAAUGGGACUAUUCCUAUAAGUUUCCUUAAAUCUGCACCAGAAAAUAACAUAACAAUGAUUGAUAAAACAGCUCAUGUGUGCUGUUCUUUAGUUAAUCUGAAUGAUUCUGUUGUUGGUUUCGAGUGAUUUGAUUAUAUCUCUGAUCAAAUGUAAAAAUAAUAAAAGUAGCUAGGCGAAAUGUAAUCGGACAGUAACAUUUGUUUGUUGGGUUGUUAACAUUGUUUCUGAAUAUUAAAUAUACAUUUCAGUAUUGAAUGCUCCAUAUACUGAUAUAAAGAUUAGGCUAAAAGACUCUUUUUAUAUAAUGUUUCUUCAUCAUUAUGUUAAUAAAAUAUCAUUAAAUUCA